Messenger RNA from Medioppia subpectinata, 2295 nucleotides. Lineage: Eukaryota; Metazoa; Arthropoda; Arachnida; Sarcoptiformes; Oppiidae. The record is from the annotation of a GenBank genome assembly.
AUGCCAUCUCUGGUGAAAGAAUGCAUUAAGAAUGCGCUCAAGAGUUUUGAUCCAAACGGUAACGACAGUGAUAUUCUUGUGGCCGUCCGUUCGUCCGCCUGUGGCGAAGACUCUGAAGACAUGUCAGCCGCCGGACAAAUGAGCACAUAUUUAGGGGUCAAAGGUUUAGAGGAUAUAUGCAAUAAUGUAUUGAAGUGUUGGUCCUCUCAAUUCAAUGUAAUCGCUGUCGAGUAUAAGAGAGGUUACGGACAGAUAGUAAACACACCGAUGGCUGUUGUCGUACAGCAAAUGAUUGACUGCGAUGUCGCCGGCGUUAUGUUCACAUGUGAUCCACUCAAUGGUGCGCCCAAUAAGAUCACCAUUAAUGCUAAUUACGGGAUCGGAGAAUCUGUUGUGUCGGCGACUGUAAAUCCCGAUAACAUUAGUCUAUUGGUGGACAUGGAAUCCAAUUCAUACGAUACUCAAUGGGAUAUCAAAUCAAUUGAUAGUGUAGUGAUUGGAGCGAAAGAAACUGCGAUAAGAAUCAGCAAAAAGUCCGUCUCCGGAGGCACUGAAGUCGAGCAAAACAUUUCAGUGAAAGACAAGUGCUGUUUAAGUGACGAACAAAUGAGAAAAUUGGGCGAAAUUGGUCUCAAAAUACAAAAGUGUUUUGGUUGUGAACGCGAUAUCGAGUGGGGUCUGAAAGAUGGCAAAUAUUAUUUGUUUCAAUCGAGACCCGUUACACAUCUGCACGCUAUGAACGAAUGGGAACUGAGCCACGAGUUGGACACCGGACACCUCGACGAGUCCGAGUACAACACUCGCGCCAAUUUGGGCGAAGUCAUGCCCGGAGCCCUCUCACCCCUAUACUUGACAUCUCUGACCAGAGCCAUGUGGCUCAGCAUAUCCGGAAACAUAUUAAAUAGCAAUGGUCUGCGAUAUGUGCCGCACCGGCGUCUCUGUCAAAGUGUUUCCAUAAGCAAUUACGCCGUCUUCUUCUCAUUAAAAGAUGUGAAUUUUCUUUCGUUCUUUGCGUUCGCUCCGGAAGAAUACGAGGAUUUUACUCAAAAAGCAUUAGUUUUGGCGGCAUUUGGACAUCCGGUGGAUGACAUCCAACUGAGAGAAGACAGUUUUGAGAGGAAUGGCAUCCCAUCCAUGAAAAUAAAGCUCUCCAAACAAAAGGACGCUUUCCUCAGCUUAUUCUCUAAAAAGGAACUCAAAUCUCUUAUUAAACGAAAGGAUGGCUUGAAUUUUGUUAAAGAAUCUAAUUAUAAGAAUUCAAAGGAAAUAUUUAAAGUAUUCGCCGAUAAUAUGACUCUCAUUUCAGAGUGUCUGGAUAUUCAUUUAAAAAUAUCGACAAAAUCAUCGAUUUAUAAUCUAAUGUUGUUAACUAUUCUCUCAAACGGAAAUAUCGAUGUCAAAACAAACACUAAUCUAUUGCCUGACUUUGCGAAUGUGUUGUCCACCACUGGGAACAGUAUAGUGAGUGCCGACGUUCCGGCGGCCAUGAAAUCAUUGGCCAAAUCUAUUAAAGAUCCGCAAAGUUUUAAACAAAAAUCUCCUGAAGAAGCCCUCGAAUGGCUCGAAAACAAUAACGAAGAGACGGGAGAACUGUAUAAACAAUUUAUGGAAAAUUACGGUUUUAGAGGUUAUAAAGAAUGGGAUUUGUUGACCACCACUUGGUCUAGAAAUAGGUUGCUGUUAGUGACAACUCUUCAGACAAUGGUUCCGUUGAGGGAAAGUCAAAGUCCAUCGGUUCUGACCAAAGAUGAACUCAUAUCUAGAAUCAAAAGUCCGAUCACAAGAAAACAGAAAUAUCUGCUGAAGAACUGGAUAUUACCGGCGUGUCAGCGAUCGGUGGCCGACAGGGAGGCCUCCAAACAGUUUGACAUCAAAUAUCCAAAAAUUGUUAUGAAAGCCAAACAACGGAAAAAGAUUUAUCCGAAACUCGAUAAAUAUGUUUACGACGAGAUGUCUAUCGGGCCUAACAUUAGACCGAGAAAUUAUAUGGACAAGAAGUCUCAGAGCGAGGCGUAUAUGAAUGGGGAAAAUGAUCCUGGUGAUAUAUUGGUCACAUACAGCACAGACAUCGGGUGGAGUCCAUACUUACCAAUGAUAAGCGGAAUUGCGACCGAAAUAGGAGGACUCGUAUCGCACGGUGCGGUCAUUGCCCGGGAAUACGGUAUUCCCUGUUUAGUGGGCGUCGAAAACGCGUGUCAUAUCAUCACUAAUGGAGAGACCAUUCUUUUGGACGCAGACAACGGACUCAUUGUUCUGAUGGCCGAACAGGACUCACAAGACUCGACCAAUUUAUAA